CAUUGUACCCAUACUAGUCGUCUUAUUGCUUCUUCAGUGACCGGUCUCCCUCGUCUCUUCAAAGUUCUACCAACCAUGACUGACCUCUCGCCGUACCCACCGAUCGACCCCACUACCUUCGACCUCAUCGUCAUCGGCACUGGCCUCCCCGAAUCCAUUAUUGCCGCUGCAGCUUCUGCCGUCGGCAAAUCCGUUCUUCACCUCGACUCCAACGCCUUUUAUGGCACUCACUCCGCCUCUCUCUCCAUCGCGGAGCUCUCCUCCUUCCUACAGAAUCCCCAUUCUAUCCCUCUUCCGCCACCACCCAAUGGUACGGAGACCACCAUGAUUAACCUCACCACCCGUCCCCUCUAUUCCGAUCUCGAAAUUUCCAAUCUUGCCCCUGACCUCCUCUCCGAGCACUCUAGAAGUUUCCAUAUCGAUGUUUCCGGACCUAGGGUCUUGUUCUGCGCGGAUAGGUCCAUUGAGUUUAUACUGAAAUCGGGAGCCAAUCAGUACGUGGAGUUCAAGAGCGUGGACGCCAGUUUCAUGGGAGAUGGAACCGGGGCAUUGUGGAGUGUGCCGGAUUCGCGUGCGGCCAUUUUUAAGGAUAAGAGCUUGGGAUUGCAGGAGAAGAAUCAGUUAAUGAGGUUCUUCAAGCGAGUGCAGGAGCACCUGCUUUCUUCUGCUGCUGAAGAGGAACAAGAGACUUCGUCGAGGAUUGCAGAUGCAGAUUUGGAGAGCCCAUUCGUUGAAUUCCUUGAGAAAAUGCGGUUGCCCCACAAGAUUAAAUCGAUUAUUCUGUAUGCAAUAGCCAUGUCAGAUUAUGAUCAAGGGAAGAUUGAGGAUUCUAAAUACUUGCUCAAGACAAGAGAUGGGAUAGAUCGUUUAGCUCUCUACCACGCAUCUAUCGGCAGGCUUCAAAAUGUUCCUGGGGCUUUGAUUUAUCCUAUUUAUGGACAAGGUGAACUACCGCAAGCCUUUUGUCGCCGUGCCGCUGUCAAAGGUUCUAUUUACGUACUGCGAAUGCCGGUUAUUUCUUUGCAUCUGGACAGGGAUAAUGGGUGUUUUAAAGGCAUUAGAUUAGCUUCGGGUCAGGAUAUAUUUAGCCAGAAGCUGGUCCUUGACCCAGCCCUUACAGUUCCAUUGUCAUCGGCUUCUUCUUUGGUAGACCAUCAACGUGUAAGUCUCGAAGAUGGUAGUGGGAAGGUUGCUAGGGCAAUAUGCAUUACAAGGAGGGCCUUGAAGCCGGAUAUAUCAAAUUGUCUGGUCAUAUAUCCUCCUAGAUCCUUGCACUCAGAGCAAACUACUUCAAUUAGAGCUCUCCAGAUAGGGCAAAAUCUAGCUGUUUGUCCUCCAGGCAUGUUUGUGUUGUAUCUUUCAACUUUGUGUGAUAAAGGCAAUCAAUGGAAGGAAUUACUUCGUUCAGCCAUUAAUACACUACUUACCAUUCCUGAUCCUGGAAACCCUGAUAGUAGCUCUUUGGUAGAGUGUGAAAAGAGUCACAAUAAAGAAGUACAGCCCACUUUGCUUUGGAGUGCAUUAUAUGUUCAGGAGCUCAGUACGGUUGAACAUGAUUUUAUCAGUUCCGCUCCAAUGCCAGAUGGGAACUUGAGCUACAACAAUCUUUUAGAUGCUACUUUGAAGCUCUUUCAGAAAAUCUAUCCCGAUGAAGAGUUUUUCCCAGAAACAGUCUUGUCUGACAAUUCCGAAGAGGAUGGCGGGCUGGGCCUAGAGACAUGAGAGUUACUUUGUUGGGGAUGACAUCACUUUGUUCAGCUUAGGACAUUAAAGUGUUUCAACUGUCAACCAACAAGGAUUUGGCUCAGGAGAUCGUGGAGGAUCUUGAUGGUUUCUGGUGCUUCUGGAGUAGGGACAAGCUCAAGUGCUAGAAAAAGUUUUUAAAACCUCAUUUUGUUGUGAAGCCAUUAAUCCCUUUUUUUAAAAUCUGAAGCCUUUGAAUUUUGAACUUGUGAAUUGGUUGGGUAUGUUCUUUAGAAGCGGGCAGCUUUUGCACUGCUUCAGGCAUCGCAUGUGGCACAUUAUUAGGAUAUUUCUUAUGAAAUGACAUGAUGUUUGUAAUGAAUGGAGGAGUUCCAUAUUUUUAGGGAUUUCAGCAAUGAAA
Messenger RNA from Tripterygium wilfordii, 2104 nucleotides. RefSeq names its product rab escort protein 1-like. The transcript has 9 exons. The coding region runs from base 76 to 1722 and encodes 548 amino acids. Gene Ontology annotation, biological process: intracellular protein transport; protein geranylgeranylation; vesicle-mediated transport. Gene Ontology annotation, molecular function: GDP-dissociation inhibitor activity. Gene Ontology annotation, cellular component: cytosol; Rab-protein geranylgeranyltransferase complex; nucleus. The record is from RefSeq and is a predicted model, not a curated record. Lineage: Eukaryota; Viridiplantae; Streptophyta; Magnoliopsida; Celastrales; Celastraceae.